Drosophila persimilis is the source of this 712-nucleotide messenger RNA. It is a transcript of the gene Obp58b, whose product is annotated as general odorant-binding protein 68. The coding region runs from base 1 to 615 and encodes 204 amino acids. Gene Ontology annotation, molecular function: odorant binding. Lineage: Eukaryota; Metazoa; Arthropoda; Insecta; Diptera; Drosophilidae. The record is from RefSeq and is a predicted model, not a curated record. The transcript is spliced from 3 exons.
AUGGUGAGGGCAACCUUUGUGUUCUGCUUGGCUGUGGCCCAGCUCCUGGGGAGACUCUCGGCAAUUCGCGUCCAUUGCCGGCAUGUGGAGCGCAUUCAUGAGGACCACAUCCACUACUGCUGCAAGCAUCCCGACGGGCAUGACGAGGUUACCGAGAUGUGCGCCAAGCAGACAAGUUUCCGACUACCUUCCACCGAGGAAGAGGCCAUGGAGGAUGUCACCGUGGAUCAGGCCAUGGUGGGCACCUGCUGGGGCAAGUGCGUCUUCGAUCACUACAAGCUGCUGGACAGCAACGACUCCCUGGACAUGAUUGCCGUCCACACCCACUACAAGAAGUACCACAAAACGGAUGCCGAGUACGAGACGGAAAUGCUGAACGCAUUCCAGAAAUGCCACUCCAAUACUGAGGAUGCCGCAUCGCAGUUUCUGUCUCUGCCCAUUGUGAGGGCCUUCGGCACGGGGAAAUUUUGCAAGCCCGCCUCCAGUGUGAUCCUCUCUUGUGUGAUAUACAAUUUCUUCCACAACUGCCCCCAGAGCCGUUGGUCGAAUUCCACCGAAUGCGAGGAGACGCGGGCCUUUGCCAAGAAGUGCAAAGAUGUCCUAACCACCAUGUGAGGAAGGGACUUUUAAGGAAAGUCUUCGAAAACACUUGAGAAAACAUGCUUUUAUGGGUACAGAAAUCAUUAAAGGAUCAUUGAAAUAUAUAGAUUGA